Brettanomyces bruxellensis is the source of this 675-nucleotide messenger RNA. RefSeq lists its product as uncharacterized. NCBI's taxonomy places the organism in Eukaryota, Fungi, Ascomycota, Pichiomycetes, Pichiales, Pichiaceae. The transcript has a single exon. The coding region runs from base 1 to 675 and encodes 224 amino acids. The record is from RefSeq and is a predicted model, not a curated record.
AUGAAACAGAAGAGAACACCACUUGCCGAUAAGACAAGACUUUUUAUAAACUCAGUAGAAGGAAAAACCGUUUCAUCCAUCACCAAAAGUCUCUUCAAAAAGAGACCAAGAAAAGUGACAGGAAAUAACAACACAAAAUUAGAAAGAUUAUUCAAGAGUCUGUCAGAGGGAUCCCAUAACAGUUCAAUUUCACGUGUAAACGAUAAUUUUACAAAAAUCAGAUCAUAUCACGAUAUAACUGCAUAUGAACACACGUCGGAAAACAAGCUGACCAAAGUUACAAAUUCAUUCCAUCUUCCUAAAGGAAGCGUCAGGCAGCUAGAGAGAGUUUAUAAUGGUCCAUUCACAAGACAACUAAGCGAUCAACUGAGUAAGAUCAGUACGAUGAAUGCUGUACUGAAUUACGAUCAACCAAUAAGGAAAAUGGAUGAGCGGGACAGCAGUAUAACUAUUAGCACUAUUGAAGAGGUUCACUCAAUUAGUUCAACAUUUCAUAUAGCAAGGCUCACAGACACAAGUAUUAUUGGUCUUAUAAGCUUUCAAAAUGUCCUGGUAAGAAUUAAACCGGGUGACAAGUUAAAUUUGGGAGAGUACUUUAUACAUUUAAAUUUGAGCGACGGUAUCAUUCCAUGCUACUAUAGAUGGUACAAGCUUAUACUAGAACAGGAAUCAUGA